GCGAAGCAAGUGAAGUCAUUAGAAAAGACACACUCACAUACACACAUACUCAAUAGGUCAACUUUUUUUGCCGUCAACAAAAGGAAGCGACGGCCGCGUCGCAGCAGCUGCAAUAACAACAACUAAAGCAUAGCCACAACAUGGAAGACUUCGAUAUUGAUUUGGACUUUAACUUUGUGCAGCUGAGUCGGCAGCAGCUGCUGCAGCGAUAUACUAGCGCAGUGCGCCAGCUACGCCGCCUUGCCGAUGUCAACUAUGGCGUCCGUCCGCUCAGUUUCGAUAACUAUGUGAUCUUUCAGUAUUUCCAGCAGCGCAGCUCCCAGCCCCUUUACAAUACAUCCACGCCCCUCGUGGCAUACCUGCGGCUGGAGGUGCUCCAUCAUUUUCUCGACCGUCGGCGCAAAAUCCUCUGUUGGCUCUUCUACCUGACCUUGAUAUCGCUUUGUGUCGUGGCGUAUCGAUACGAGACGACCUCAUCGCAUGGCGGCCACAACGGACGGAUGGUCCAAUCACUGGUCUAUCCCGGCAUGCGAAUGUGGCGUCGAAUGACAAUGCCGCUAAUCCAACGAUUUCCGCGGCUAACCGAACUGUACGACGAGUCUUGCCUAAUGGGCAAUCCGUUCUUUCAGGUCGAGGAUCUCAGCUGCAGCCCCUGUGCGAACGUCGACAGCGUUUGGAUGGAGACUGAUGAGUGCGCUCAGCUGUAUGCCGACAUCAAUCAGAAUCCGGGCAAUCGCAGCCAGCCGGAGUCGGGCCCUCUGUCGCAGUACAAGCAGCUGACGCUGAUGCAACAUUGCCGCCGACCCAUGGAGCACAUGCCAUAUACAUUUCGCAGCAAUCAGCAUACCUUCGAUCUGUCUGACUUCUACCAGAUCUAUGCAAAGAACCUGAAGAUCUUCCAGCGGGAUGCGUAUCGCGUUCACUCCACUAAUCAGGGCGUACACAAUCUGGAGGAUCUCUUUGGCCAGUUCAAUGCGAGCAGCGCCGCCCACAAUGAUCACGAUGAUCCCAAUGAUAAUGAAGACGAUCAUCAGCAGGAGCAGCGGCAGCAUCAGCAGCAUCGCCAUCAUCAUGAUAAUUUUCUCCAUUUGUCAACCGCUCACAAUUUGUGGCGCUGCAAUCGCAUGCUGCCCGCCCGUCUGCUGCGUCCCAUUUUCGCACGGCCGCUUCGAUUGCCCAGCAUGAGUGUGGCACUGGAACGGUAUGUGGCCAUUGACACAGCACAGGCGCCAGCGUAUACGCUGCCCGAUACGGAAUGCCCCAAUGUCUAUGUGCAUCAGGCGGUGGGCACACGCUUCAUCAUCCUGCGUCCGACCAGCGAAUGUCGCCAGCGCUGUCGUACGCUCUCCAUGCGUCUCAGUCAAUCCUUUGUGCUCAACUACAAUUGGUUGUAUUGGAAGCCGAUUUCUGCGCCCGAUCCCAUAUCGGAGAGCAUGUCCAUUAGCCUUAUUGGUUCCUACUGUUAAGUUAACACACACACGUGCCACGCCCUCAGCAACCUGCCACGCCAUCUAGCGCCCCCCAGCCCACUAUAUUCAGUGAACAAACUAUUUGUUAACAGCCAAACCAAAAUUAGCUAGAACCAUAAAAAUGUACGAAUUUUUUGUCGCUCAAUUUGGAAAAGAGAACAACAACAACAACAACUAAACGAAAGCUGUUUGAACCAUUGUAAAUGGGCAGCUGGAUUAGCUCUAAGCUCCGAGUCCUUAUAGCUAAUAAGUUAAUCUUAAUUGAGUAUCUAAUAAUUCUCUACACUGCUUGUGUUCCAAAUCGGGAAACAGUAUUUCCUUCCAUUUUUCUUCUCGUAUUGUCCUUGUUGUUUUAACAACAAAUGCAUUUAUAUACAGCU
Molecule: messenger RNA, 1849 nt
Organism: Drosophila arizonae
Lineage: Eukaryota; Metazoa; Arthropoda; Insecta; Diptera; Drosophilidae
Source: RefSeq, a predicted model, not a curated record